Messenger RNA from Drosophila willistoni, 1428 nucleotides. Its product is annotated as trichohyalin. The coding region runs from base 1 to 1428 and encodes 475 amino acids. The record is from RefSeq and is a predicted model, not a curated record. Lineage: Eukaryota; Metazoa; Arthropoda; Insecta; Diptera; Drosophilidae. Gene Ontology annotation, cellular component: motile cilium. The transcript has a single exon. Gene Ontology annotation, biological process: cilium organization.
AUGGCUCAUGACACACAUGCGGCUCAUUCCCCGGCAGUUUUCAUAACAGGUGAACCCAAACUCGUUGUGCCGCACCUAAUGGGCGAUGGCUACUCCUUCGAGCAUUGCAUGUUUUCCCGUGCCAUGUUGGCUGAAGGUAAAAAAGUGGAACGUAGCUUAGAGAUGUCAAAGGAGAAUCCCUUGCUACAUGAAGCCCGAGUCGACACGGCCAUUGCGGAAGAGCUGAAGGAGGUGAAACGUGAAGAGUUCGUGGAAGAAAAGAGACGCCAGCAAUUGCGCAACAAUAACCAAGAAUUGCGUGAAUUAUCCGAGCAUUUGAAAUUGGCUGCCAUUUCAAAGGAUUUAUCUGAGCAUAUAGGAGACUUUUUCAAGACACGUUUGCAGAUUGAAAAAUCCAAGGCCGAAAGCCAAAAACAGGCUGAGUUAGAACGAUUGAAGUUUUUGGAUCAUGUAAAUAAGGAACAGCUGAAACUGAAGGAGCAGCAGAUAAAGCUUCAUGAUUCUCUAGCUGCUCAAAUGGAACAGAAACAACAACGUCGCAAGCAGGAAAGCCUUCAGACACUGGCCGAUCGGGAGAGUCGCAUAGCUAUGCAGCGUCAAGUUGAGAAGGAAGACAGUGCCAAGCUUGCCUUACAAGAGAGGGUCAAGAUCCAAAAGCUACAGGAAAUGGACAAGUACAUAGAGGAGAGAAAGGCCCACAGGGUGUUGCAGUAUAAAGAGGCCGAGGCCGAUUUGAAAAAGAAUCUAGAUACCCAGAACCAGAUGGAUGAUCGCAAAAAGAAACUUGAUCAAGAGCGUAUUGAGAUAAGGCGCAAGCAAGAGGAGAUUAGCCAACUGUUGGGUCAACAGGUCGCUAAGCUGGAAACUGACAAACGCCAGAAGGAUAACUUGCUGCUGGACUUACUCGAGUCGGAGCACAAUGCCAAGGAAGAAGCACGUGUUCGCCAGCAACAGCAGCAGAUUGCGUUUGAGCGCAUGCGAGCUAAAGGGGAACUCGAAGCCUAUCGCCUUCAGGUGCAGCAACGCAACAUGGAUCAAGAGGAACAAAAGCGUCUGGAAGUGGUUGCUAGGAAAGACGUCUCGGCGGACAAUCAAGAGGCAAUCGAUAGGCAGCAAAAACUAAACGAUUUUCAGAAACGCAAAGAUUAUGGUAAAAUGCUUUUGUCCAUGAUCGAGGAUAAUCAGCGCAAACGGGCCCAAACUUUGGCUGAAGAUGCAGAGUUUUUCAAUAUGAAAGCCAAAGAAGACAAGGAGUUACGUGAGCGCGUUCAUCAAGAGCGUAUCGUUAUGUUAAAUGCUGUUCCGCCAGCUGUUCUACGUUAUUUGCCCAAACACGUGCUAUCUGAUGAAGACCGUGCCCGUUUUGACAUUCCCAAAGUCGAGAAAUCGGGCAACCGCGAUGCCCCUUUAGCUCCUACUAAAUUUUAA